CUCGAACGAAGAAUUAUGAAAGUAACAAACCCUGACCCUGACAAUAAAGUGUUGUUUCCUCUUUCUUCUCUUCAGCGGCAAGCCUGGGUCGAAACUUAAACUAACUUUCUUGCCGUAGGAAGUCAGAAUUGCUCUACGAAAUUUCUAUCAAAUGAUAGUUAAGAUGCUUUAGAGCGACCCGUUAUUCAGAUUAACAUGUCUGCCAAUCCUGACUUUCCUGUCAUGAAUCGCCUAAGUAAAACAAAUGGUCAGGACAAAGUUCAGUCUAUUUCAAUCAGAAAUUUACCGGUGGAUGUAGAUGACAAAAUGCUGAGGAGUAUUAUACCUUCGGCUAAAAAAAUCAGUUCACACAAGCAAACAUUUUUUAUCACAUUUUCUACUGUGAAGGGCUAUACAGAUGCAUUACGUCGUUUAAGAAGAGUCGACUUCAAUGGAGUUAAGCCAACUGUAAAAUCUAUUUGUCGACCAUCACAAUCCAAAAAUGUAAUUCAGCCAGAAAAUGUUGAAUUAACUGUUCAAAACCUGCCUCAGUCGACUACACUAACUCAGCUUAAAGUAGAAUUUCCUACAGCAGUAUCUAUAAAAUUAAAAACUGAUAUAUGGGAUGUACAGAAAAAGUCAUGUUUGCUAAAAUUUCAAUGUUCAGAAGAUCUCGAAGAUGUAUUUGAAGAUUGUCAUCACAAAUUAAUUGGAGGUCAGACUAUUAAAGCUAUAAUUGGUGUUCAAUCAACUCUUCAUUAUGAAUCCUGUGGUGCUGAUGAUACACAAGAUAUUCAUGGGUUUGAACUUGUUAGAGUACUAUCAAACAUUGACGAUGAUAAAAUUCGUAAACAAUUUCCUGAAAAUACUAUAAUUGAUUAUCAUUCAAUACCUAAUAAUGAUUUAGUCACUAGAAAUGUGUUUAUUCGUUUCGUAAAACAAGGAUUCAAUUGGCCACUUAUUAUGAUGUUAAAAAACAAUGUAUUUAGUGGAUUUCCUUUUGAAUGUCGACCAUGGACCAAUUCUAUGUUUUAGAAGCAGAAUGAAGAGAAUAACUGGACAAUCAUGAAUAUUACAAUGUAGGGAAAACAAAACAUUUAUUUUUAGAAACAAACUAGUAUUUUACAAAGAAAAUUUAAAGGAUUUUUUGUAGUUAUGUAUAAUUUUACAUGUUUAACUUUGGUACUAUUAAAUAAAAAAGUUCCAACCUCC
Schistosoma curassoni is the source of this 1191-nucleotide messenger RNA. Lineage: Eukaryota; Metazoa; Platyhelminthes; Trematoda; Strigeidida; Schistosomatidae. The record is from the annotation of a GenBank genome assembly.